Molecule: messenger RNA, 2391 nt
Organism: Acanthochromis polyacanthus (spiny chromis)
Lineage: Eukaryota; Metazoa; Chordata; Actinopteri; Pomacentridae
Gene: c19h10orf88
Product: chromosome 19 C10orf88 homolog
Exons: 9
Coding region: 197-1432 (411 amino acids)
Source: RefSeq, a predicted model, not a curated record
UAGCUCGCUGCUGUGGAUUUAGCUUCAGCUAAAACCGGGUUACCAAUCCCCCGUUUUACCAUCGUUUUUUGCUUGAAUAAUAUUUUUUAAAAGUACGUGUUAAGAAAUGGAAAGGAGGAGAAUCUAAAACGGGAAAAUCGACGCAUUCAGCUGCAGCGGUUUUAAGCUCGUCUCCCCAGAAGGUCACAGCAGCAUCAUGGUGGACAUCGCUGUGAAAAGCGAAGCUGCUUGGGUCUGCCACACCGAGGGACGAAACCUGGCUGAUGUCCUGCUUCCUGUUAGCAUCAGUAACAGAGGCGGUGAUGAAGAGGAGCUCAGUCAGACUAACCAGGAAGGUACGGUUCUGUUGCAGCAGAUGGAGGAAGGCUCUCCAUGCGUCCUGACGCUCCACUGCAGCUCCUCUGCAGCCAUCAGCCGCCUGCUGGUCGUCAGCGAGGCUCGAACUCUGGAGGUUUACGACCAGACGGGAGAAUACUGCGGGACGGUGAGAGGGUCGAAGGACGACAGCAUCCAACCAGACAGUGCAGACAGAGGACCGUUCUAUAAGAAGCAGCUGAUCCUUGAGCAUCCAUCCUCCUCCUGUGAAGUGAAGUUGCUCUCCCUGGCCGGUAGAAACAGUGUUCUGGUGUCUCGAGUCGUCGUCGGCCUCCAGGCGCUGCAGCCCUGCCCGGCCCGAGGCCCCGGCAUCGACAUGCAGCAGGUCCAGUGUCUGGUGGAGGAGAUGGGAACAAACCUGUCACCGGGAGCCCAGAGCCUCAUGGACAUGGUGCAGUUCCAGCAGAAGAAUCAGACCGGCUCUCUGGGCGGUUUCCUGCCUCUCCUGAUGGGCGGUGGAGGUUUCGCUGCCUUGGCGAGUGGAUUCAACAUGUCCCCAGCAUCCAUCAUCAACCAGCCUGCAGACUUCACGCCUAUGGACGGCUGCAUCGGUCACACAGUUCAGAACGGAGGGAUGUCUGAGAGCUCCACCUCCACCUCCUCGUCCUCCCCGGACCUGCCUCCGUCCAGCGACAACGCCAACAACAACAGCAGCGGUCAGAACGGCGGCCCUUUUAGCCACGCCCAGCUGGCAGAGAUGAUGUCACACUUCCUGACUGGUGCAGGUCACGGCCAGACGUUGACCUCCGACGCUGAACUCCUGCCGAUGCUCCAGAACGUGUGCGGUCAGGUGACCCAGCUGAGGCUGGAUGAUGCUGCAGCAGAGAGGAAGAUGAGGAACGGCAGCUGGGAACUGGACGAAGCCAUGGAGCGCCGUCUGGAAGAGAUGGAGCGACGGCUGAAGGAGCACAUGGACCGACGCCUGGAUGCUCUGGAGCAGAAGCUGGAGAAGGUUCUGCUCAGCGCCUUACCGCUGCUCGCCCUGAACCACGGAGCUGGAGGAGCGGCGUCCACCGGGCCGUCGGAGCAGAUGGAACCGACGCCGGCGACGCACUGAGCUCCAGAACAUGCAACCUGGAGGCCUUUCUGGUCGCUAACGGAGACACAGCAAUAGAACAAAACAGGCUUUAAUUCAAACACUUAACACCAGAAGUGUCUCGGCUCAAGACGCAGCUUCAGUAACGGUUUCUGAUCCGCACCAGUGAAUGCAACACCGUUUUAAAGCCUGAAUGUACAGCAGCACUAUCCCAACUGUUCCUACUGCAAAAAAAAAAAAAAAAGUUGCACUGCAUUUGGAAAAGUUUGGCCCCUAGAACCAGGAGAAAGCCUAAAACCAGGGAGGUACAGAACACAAGGCCACUCAUUAAAUGCUUUAAAUUAUUGCAGUGAUGCGAUCGUAUCCUGGUUUUAAUGAUUAACACCAGCUGAACACUCAUUUAUUCCACUUGAAACUGAAACGUCCAGUUAUUCCUCACAGGUCUCACCAUCCAGAUGUUGGCCUCCGUCUUCAGUGUUGUUCUUCACACCCUAACAGCACUAAGGCUGCAGCUACGGAGUAUUUUCAUUAUCGAUUAAACUACAGAUGAUUUAAUCCAUUUUGCAAACGGUACAAAAAAUGAAAGCAUCCUCAAAUGUCUUGUUUGGUCAGAUCCCAAAAACAUUCAGUUUAAAGCCAGGUAAACAGAGAAAAACAGCAAAUCCUCACAUUCUGAGAGGCUUAAACUAGAGAAUUUUGACAUUUCCGCUUUAAUAACGACUAAAAAGAUGCAGUUCUGAUCUGGUGUGAAGAGUUUUGGUUGUUCGAACCUCAUCAGUGUGGUUCAGUUUGUGUUCAAACUUUGUCAAAAUCUCAGAAUGAACUCAUCUCCAGGAGUGUAAAUAGAAGGUGUGACUGUAUUUUAACACGGCGCUGUAAUGUUUUAAAUAAUGUACAUGUCUGUAAACUAUUAAAAUUUCCACUUGUGAUGUUGAAACUGUGCUCACAUUAAUAGCAAAUAAAAUAUAUAUUUAUACGGA